Populus trichocarpa (black cottonwood) is the source of this 1921-nucleotide messenger RNA. RefSeq names its product probable sugar phosphate/phosphate translocator At3g17430. Bases 467 to 1606 code for a protein of 379 amino acids. Gene Ontology annotation, cellular component: endosome; trans-Golgi network; Golgi apparatus. Lineage: Eukaryota; Viridiplantae; Streptophyta; Magnoliopsida; Malpighiales; Salicaceae. The transcript has 10 exons. Gene Ontology annotation, molecular function: antiporter activity. The record is from RefSeq and is a predicted model, not a curated record.
ACAACAGGUCAACCACCCUUGAUUUCUCUCUGUUUUUCUCUACAGCUUGCUUAACGCUUACAUCAAUCACCCUAAUUAAUUUCGAAACCAAGAAAACCUGUGCUGCGCAUUCAUUUCUUUUCAUUCAUCCAUGCCAGCGAGUAGUAGUGGACUAGUGAGUGAGUAGCAGUGACUCGGUAGUACUCGCACCUGACUCAUUCAUUCAUUACCAUUCCCACUCCCCUCCCUCCUCCUCCUCGUUUCGUCUUUUCAACGAUUUCAACGUGAAACAAACGAAAUUUGGAUUCAACAGAUAGAUCGGAUCGAUCGAUCGAGCUCCACUCUCUCGAACCGAGACGAGUCAUUUGCUGGAUUUAGAUAAUGUGGAGGAGAGCAGAUAAUUAGUGGUGAUGGUAAUGCAGUAGUAUAUAGUGUUAUUGUUAGAUUUUUGUUGCUGCUUUAUUAAGGAAGAACAAAAGGGGCAAGGAUGAUGAUGGUGAAUAAGCCGCUUGUAUUGACUUAUCUCUACCUUUUGAUCUACGUUUUGCUUUCGUCUGGAGUCAUUCUGUACAACAAGUGGGUGCUCUCACCAAAAUAUUUCAACUUUCCAUUUCCCAUAACACUUACGAUGAUUCAUAUGGGGUUUUCAGGAGCUGUAGCCUUUUUCCUUAUUCGUGUAUUUAAGGUUGUGUCUCCAGUCAAAAUGACUUUGGAAAUAUACAUAACCUGUGUUGUGCCAAUAAGUGCCUUCUUUGCAGCAAGUCUUUGGUUCGGUAACACUGCUUACUUGUACAUCUCAGUGGCCUUCAUUCAGAUGCUCAAAGCCCUAAUGCCAGUGGCAACUUUUAUCAUGGCUGUUAUGUGUGGUACUGACAAAGGAAGGUGUGACGUGUUCUCAAACAUGUUGCUCGUCAGUGUUGGAGUUGUCAUCUCGUCAUAUGGGGAAAUUCAUUUUAAUGGAGUUGGCACACUUUACCAGGUCACAGGCAUCUUUGCAGAAGCUCUUAGGCUGGUUUUAACUCAGGUUCUUUUACAGAAGAAGGGCUUGACUCUAAAUCCUAUCACCAGCUUAUAUUACAUUGCUCCAUGCAGUUUUGUUUUUCUGUGCGCGCCUUGGUAUGUACUGGAGAAGCCUGGGAUGGAAGUUUCACAGAUUCAGUUCAACUUUUGGAUCUUCUUUUCCAAUGCUCUCUGUGCCUUAGCCUUGAACUUCUCCAUAUUCUUGGUAAUUGGUAGAACUGGGGCAGUCACCAUCAGAGUUGCUGGUGUGCUAAAAGACUGGAUACUUAUAGCCCUUUCUACUGUUAUAUUCCCAGAGUCUACAAUAACCGGGCUUAAUAUCAUUGGCUAUGCAAUUGCACUUUGUGGUGUUGUCAUGUACAACUACUUGAAAGUUAAGGAUGUUCGUGCAUCUCAACUGCCUGAAAGUAUUCCAGAUAGAAUGACAAAGGAUUGGAAAUUGGAGAAGAAGUCAUCUGAUAUAUUCACACCUAAAAACAGCAGUGAUAACACCGGAGGAGGUGGUGGGGGGAAUAUGAAUUCAUCCUCGGAUACGAAUGUCGAUGAAGAAGCACCUCUAAUUUCAUCAAGAUUAUCACAUGUUGGUCGCACGCAGCUUAGCAAGUAGCAUUCACAGCCCAUAUUUUUUUAGCCCGACGCUGAUACAGGAGUGUAGUACUUGAAAAGAUAUGCUUUCUUUUGUUCGUUCUUCUUCUUUUUUUUUUUUUUUUAAUUUUUGGGCAAUUGAGAAGUGCUCACAUUGCUACGCUUGUAGCAGGCAGCAUGUUGAUUUCUCAUAGCUUCUGCAGAUGCUUAGCUUGGUGCCCAUAGCGUAUAGUCAAAACUCUUGAUUUGGAUACCCUUUUUUUGGAGGGUAUGCAAUGGGAAAGUAGAUUGACAAUUAUUCAUGUUAAUGGAUGAAAUUAAGAGGGAUUAUUUAUGA